Molecule: messenger RNA, 1984 nt
Organism: Desarmillaria tabescens
Lineage: Eukaryota; Fungi; Basidiomycota; Agaricomycetes; Agaricales; Physalacriaceae
Product: glycoside hydrolase family 16 protein
Exons: 16
Coding region: 98-1852 (584 amino acids)
Biological process (GO): fungal-type cell wall organization; (1->6)-beta-D-glucan biosynthetic process
Cellular component (GO): endoplasmic reticulum membrane; plasma membrane
Molecular function (GO): glucosidase activity
Source: RefSeq, a predicted model, not a curated record
AGAAGCUGCAGCGUGCUAACGCCACUUUCGCCGAUUCCGACCUUGGAUACUCCUUCUCUCUUUUCAACCCUCCUUCAUUCCUUAUUUUUGCCUGCUCAUGUCUUAUCCACGAAGGUUUGAUACUACGUCCACUACAAGUCUCCUUCACUCGGCUGGUCCAUCGCAGACGUUCCGACGGGAAUCAGAAUGGGGAGAGCUGCCAUCGCCAUACCCUUCUUCGACCUUUUCUAGUAGCUUAUCAAUAUCAAACAAGUUUUCACUUUCUGCGGAUCCACGGGCAUGGGGCUCAGAAUUGUCACCAAACGUAACAGAAGCAGACGAUGAGCUACAUAAUCCUGCGCUAGUCCGAGGGAAUUCAACAGAGGAUGGAGGGCUUGACGUUUUUUCCAGUCGAGGAAUCGCGAAUAUUGGUUGUUUGGUUGUCCUUGCCGGAGCAUUGCUGGCAUUGUUCGUCGGCUACCCAAUCAUCACUUAUGUACGAGAGCAGGACGAGUCUGCAGCUUUGAACCUGGGAAUCAAUGCGUCGGGACAGGUUCCAGAAAUAGGAAACUUUGGACUCAUCGACUUGGACACCCCAGAGGAUGCCAAAUAUUUCAAUUCAUGGCGAGACGGGAAGGAAUGGCGUCUCGUCUUUUCUGAUGAAUUCGAGGAAGAUGGGAGAACAUUUUAUCCAGGUGAUGAUCCUUAUUGGGAGGCUGUCGACCUUCAUUAUUGGCAAACCAAUAACAUGGAAUGGUACGACCCAGCCGCUGUGACUACAAAGAACGGUUCUCUCGUUCUCACGUUAUCUGCAAAAGAGACGCAUGGCCUUGAUUACCAAGGAGGGCUCGUGCAGACAUGGAACAAGUUCUGUUUUACUGGCGGAUACCUCGUUUCUUCCGUCCAACUUCCGGGAAUCAACAACAUUGUUGGACUAUGGCCUGCCGUAUGGGCUAUGGGAAAUCUAGGACGUGCAGGAUAUGGUUCAUCACUUGACGGCAUGUGGCCUUACACGUACGACAGCUGCGACGUUGGCACAGCGCCUAACCAGACAAUCAACGGACUACCGGCAAUAGCUCAAACAAGUGGUGCUGAAGACGCCAACUACGUGCUAUCAUACUUGCCUGGGCAGAGACUGUCGCGGUGCACCUGUGAUGGACAAAGUCAUCCAGGUCCGAAGCACAGUGACGGUACCUACGUUGGACGGGCCGCCCCUGAAAUCGAUGUAUUCGAGGCACAAGUCAGCGACGGGACAGGUCAAGUGUCACAAUCCGGACAGUGGGCACCAUUUGACGCCGGAUACGUUUGGGACAAUAGUUCAGAUAACUUGAUCAUCGCAGAUACUACUAUAUCCAAGCUCAAUACCUACAUUGGUGGGAAGACCCAGCAGGCAACCUCCGUUGUAUCGGAAACGAACCAAGAAUGCUAUCAAUUAGCAUCUGGAUGCUUUGCCAUCUACGGAUUUGAGUAUAAACCAGGCUACGCUUCAGAUAACGCUUACAUUUCUUGGAUCAACGAUGGCAAACUCGCCUGGACAAUAAACGCUGCUGGGGUCGGAGCAAAUACCGCCACGGAAAUUUCUGCCCGUCCUGUACCACAGGAGCCUAUGUACAUCAUGGCUAAUUUGGGCAUGUCCACCAACUUCGGAGAAGUCGAUCUAGAUCACAUCACGUUCCCUGCGGUUAUGUUGGUAGAUUAUAUUCGGGUCUACCAGGACCCGGAUAACAUCAACAUCGGAUGUGACCCGGAAGAUUACCCGACAGCCGAGUAUAUUGCGACUUACAAUGAGGCGUACCACAACCCCAAUUUAACAACAUGGGUCGAUGACUACGGUCAGACCAUGCCUAAAAAUUCGCUUGUCGACGGAUGCUAGAUCUCAUUUAUUUUUGUAUACAUCACGGACAACGUUAACGACAGUAAUGCAUUGCAAUCGCUGGAGCGAUGAUAUCCUUCGUUACCCUCACUACCUUAGCAUUUGUCGGUUACACGCACACCGCAUUCUGUA